Messenger RNA from Bactrocera latifrons, 13326 nucleotides. RefSeq lists its product as uncharacterized. Gene Ontology annotation, biological process: chromatin remodeling. The transcript has 9 exons. Bases 803 to 12187 code for a protein of 3794 amino acids. Gene Ontology annotation, molecular function: protein binding. Gene Ontology annotation, cellular component: CERF complex. Lineage: Eukaryota; Metazoa; Arthropoda; Insecta; Diptera; Tephritidae. The record is from RefSeq and is a predicted model, not a curated record.
UAUUCGGUAGUGCUCUUUUGUGGUAAAAGUAAAGAAUUAGGAAAGUGUUUUACCGUGUGUAUGUGUAAUGUGAAAAAAUUGUGAAGUGAAAAUUUAAAAGAAGUAUCAAGUGAAGAUAAAAUAAGCAAACGCCUUAAAAUCGUGUUAUUGGUAGAAUAUCAUUAAAAUACCUCUCGUCUGGAAAUGAAAAUAUAAAGUGAAAAGUUAAAAAAUGUAUAAAAUUGCUAAAAAUUAGAAUCGGAAACGAAAGAGCUCAACGCACGCAAGCACACAUACACAAAUGAACACGUACACAAACAUAAGAACCAAUGUAAAGAUGGAACUAAAAAAUUUUCACAAUCUUUCUACAUGAUUUAUUGACCAAGAAAGAAUAUAAAGAAAUAAUGAAGUAAAAUGUAGAAGACGAAAACGAAUACAAGUGAAAUAAAACGUAAUGUAUCUAUAUUUUUAGAUAAAACAAAACUGCGAUUAAAAAAAUUAAAUUAUAAUUAAAAAUUAAAAUCGCAGUGGUGCAACAACUGUUUGCACUAAGUGUCGGCGGUGGAGGUGUUACAUGUACAUACAUAGCAUAUAUACCUAGUUUGUUUUCGUAAAGUGGUUUUCUAAUGAGCAAACAAAAUGCCUUGAACUUACUCACAUAAGGAUGUUAUACGAAAGCAGAUAAUAUUUAAGUAACCGAAGCAAUAAUUGUAACAACAGCUUAACAUACAAACAAACAAGAAAAUUUUAACAUCGGAACAAAACUCAAGGAAUCAUUAAAAUAGCUAAUUAAUUGUUUAAAAAAGCGUGAAGUAAUAUAUAAAUGGUUUCUACUUUUAUCGGGCUAUUGGACAUUCAAUCAUGGUGGGAGAUACCGUGCAUAUCUCAUUUUUGUUCAUUGUUUAGUUCCGCUUUUGACUUGCCCGACAUCGAUAUCGAGGAUCUUGAGUCGGCGCUGUUGUCGGAUGGUACGGAUGAAGACCAAAUUGCGCUUGUUCCCGAGUUAAUUGUGCGUUUAUUAAAGGGAUGCGAUGCACUAAAGUCGGUUGCAAAAGAAAUAACCCAUAGCAAUUAUCAAAUGUUCUUAAGGCGUUUUCUACGCCAACAGUGUCGCAUACACAAUACCGAAAACCACUUUGAUACGGACAUUGACUUUCAGUCACUGCCGGUGCGCAAACGUUUACAAAUACUACACGAUUUAUGCCACUUUCGUCUCGACUCUUGCGACGUACAAGUUAUACUAAGUAAUUUGGAAGCGGAUAGCUUGCGUGUUGAACCGCUCGGAUACGAUUCGAAAAAUUCCGGCUAUUGGUAUUUCUAUGGCACGCGAUUAUAUCGCGAGGAUAAGCCAGCAUCGUCUUUGAAUAGUUACAGUGGUAUUGGUGGUAGUAAAUCAACGACCACAUCACUGAAUGGCAAGGGAAGCGAAAGCGCUAAAGGUGCCAUUUGGCAAGUAAUUUGUUUUACCGAAGAGGAUUGGCAAAAUUUAGCCAGCAAGUUCAAAUCUUCAACAAAUGCAAAAGAGCGUGAAUUAUAUCAGAUAUUAGAUGAGAAUUUUCUGCCGAAAUUGCCGCAACUGUUUCGCGAACGAGAACGUUUGAGACGUAGAAAACUACUUCAAGUACGCAAUUCGACACGCAUACGUAAUAUCGUCGAGCUAAAAGCGCGCCAAGAGCAGGAACGUUUAUUGCGAGAACGUCAACGCUAUCAAUUCGAGCCGCCAACGAAUCUGAAACAUCAGCAGUUGUCGUCAGUACAGAGCAGAGCAAGAAGACGCUCUCAAUCUACGUCGACCGCCAGUGGCAUCUCCACAUACGCCAGCUCCUUACGCCGCACAGCCACGACAAACUCCAGCGAGUUUCUCUGUCAUCGUGAAACAUUUUGUCUCACGCCGGAGGGUGAAGAGGAAGAACUUGACAACAAUAACGAGAACGAAAACGAAAACGGCAGAGAGCACCAAACGGCCGAUUGUUAUAGUGCACAGCAGCUUGAGGUCAAUCAUAACACACCUGUUGAUUGUGCAACCGGCGGUGUUGUAAGCACAAUUGAUUCGGUUCCAAAAGAUUAUUCGCUUACACCCGAUCAUUGUUUGCCAAACCAACAGUUGCUUUUACAAAAUAUCAAAGUUGAGCCACAAGACGACGAAAGAGAAUAUGGUGUGAAUCCUCAAAUUUCAACUGCGUACAAUAACGUCUCCGUGUUCGCACUGCAGAAAGCAGAAAUUGAGCACCACUUUCCUCUGCGCUGUGAUCAGUUGGAGUUAACGGUGCAGCAACCGUUAGAUGGCACACAAUUCACUUCACCGGCUCAGUUGGUUCCUGCUAAAGUGAAAAAGUCGCAUCACAAGAAGAAGAAGUCGCAAAAGAAACAGAAGAAGAAAUCUCGCGAGCAUAGACGUCGUCGCAAGCAUGUCACCGAUGCAAGUGACAACAACGGUAACAACGUUGACGCUUACAACACUGAUCAAGUUCGUGCAAUAACAAAAGACAUAGAAGAAGUUGUAGCAGCAGACAUAACACCAAAACAGAGUGCUAGCAGCAGUAGCAACAGUAGCAGUAAUAGUAAUACUAAUAGCCAAAGCAGCAAUAGCAACAACAAAUCACCCAAAACACGGAGCAGUCACAAUAGCAAAAAUCAACACACGCGAUCGCAAACGCAAAGUCACAGCAACGGCCAACAUAGCAGCAACCACGUACUUACGCAUAUACCUUCGCUGAGUCCCGAGGAUAAGGAGAACUUCUGUCGACAAUUUACCGGUGACGCAUCUGCAACUGGUGAAUUACAUGAAUUGUCCGCCGCGGUCGCUGUUGAUGCACUGGGUGAUACUACAGGCGCUGUAGGCACUGGCACGCAGCACAUAACAACCACCAUCAUAAAAAAAGAGGUGGGCGUAGGAGUUGUACAUGAUAUGGCACCAACCAGCAAUAUGAAAUUGCCCGGCAGACAAACCAACAACUCACUCUCAUCGUUGACCGGCAACAUAUUCAUACCGUCCGCUUUGCGUGAAGACGCAACAACAGUUGCGACAGUGGAGCGUGCAGAAAGCAAGUCUAAGUCAUCGUCGGGAUCAGGGAACAGUGCGGGUCACAAGAAGCAUCAUAAACAUAGUGGGUCUGCAUCGGUGUCGAAUGCCUCCUCUGAUGCCAGUGUGACGGCGGAGAAAAAUCAUGGCAGUGGCGGUGGUGGGCAUAAGAAAAAAAUGGCGGCAGCCGCAGCAGCAGCCGCGGCAGCGGUGGCGGCAACGACAACAACGUCUGUUAGUGCGAAGUCAUCGUCGCAGAACUCGGAUAAAAGCGCAGAUGAAAAUGUAUUUAGUAAAAAUCGCACCACCACCACAACCACCUCAAACACCAAAAACUCAACCUCAGCAACCAUCACUACCACCACAACCUCAAGUACCAAAAUCACUUCAAAUCAUACCGCCUCGACUGUGUUUAGAAAUGCGUCGCAUGGUGCAGAAGCAGCCGUAGUCACAACCACAACAGCAACAGCAGCAAAAACAUUUGUGUCAACGUCGUCGUCAGGCGCCAAUACAAUGGCGACAGCAGUGACUAAAUGCUAUUUGAAACAUGCUAACAAUCAAAACCAAAGUUCUCACAAAACUACUAAUCAAAAUUAUUUAACAUCCCAAUCCAAUAAUUGCUCCAAUUCAUCUGUCAAUUACCAUCAACAUCAUAAUCAUAAUCAAAAUCAUCAUCACAUCCCAAACCAUAACUAUAACCAUAAUCAUAACCGCUAUCAUCACCAAUAUACGCACCAAACGCACGCUUCCCAUUUCCCAAUGCAUUCCUGUGCCACCAAUCAAUUGACAUCAACAUCGUUGAACGCCUUUAAUUAUGCUUCCAAAAAUUCCACGAAUACGAAUUUUCUCAGUUUCACCGAAACGGAAGAAGUACUACAAAUCGGUAUGCACAAAGUGCUCGUCUAUGUGAAGAACCACCGCGAUGCCUGGCCUUUUAUGGAUCCCGUUGAGGAGGAUAUAGCGCCACGAUAUUAUUCCAUUAUACGAAGACCAAUGGAUCUCUUAAAGAUGGAAGACAAACUGGACAGCGGCAAAUACAAUAAAUUUAGUGACUUUCGCAAUGAUUUCAAAUUGAUUGUGAACAACUGUCGCCUCUACAAUGGCCACAACAAUGAAUACACCGAAAUGGUAAAUAACUUGCAAGAGGCGUUCGAUAAGGCCACCAAAAAAUACUUUGAUAAUUUAUCAGACGAUGAGGAGGACGAUCCUAGUUUGGGUUAUCCGGCAGCUGAUUCCAAGAUGAAUGUCUUCCGUGAGAAAUACUUCAAUAAAAAGUCUUCGAAGGAUGCAAGUAGCGAUAGUCAGAGCAUAACAACGGAUGCGGAAAAAAAUGCUGUGGAUAAAACCAUACAGAAAAAGAAAAGCAGCAAAAAACAUGCGCACUCUCAUUCCCAUGAAUCCGUAAUACCGAUAAAUAAAGACAAAUAUGCUGAUACUGCGGACGAAGACUUUGAUGAAGGGAAUGGUGGUGGUGGUCCAGAGCAACGUGGCACAAAGCGAAAGCGUAAAGAAAAGGAUAAACGACGCAAGAAGAAAUCGAAAACCAAAACAGCAAUGGUGGAAAAACAUGGCACAGAUGAUGAAGAUGACCUCGAAAUGGAGGAAAAUGUGGCCAAUGAAGAUAUACAUGAAGAUCUGGAACACGAACAGAGCACCAAAAAGAGUAAAAGUAAACAAACGAAAGACUCAUCAAAAAAAGGAAAGAAAAGUAAAGAUAAAAGCGAAAAAUCCUCCAAAUCAACAAAUAAGUCUUCAAAAGGCAAAAGUGAUAGUGGAAAAUCAAAGAAGCUGGGUAAAAAAAGCAGUAAAUCAAGAAGUCAUAACUCUGAAGAUUCGAUUAUGUCAGAGGACGAAGAGCUAGAGACCGCAUUGGAGCCAGAGCCGAAACCACAGCCGGAGCUUGAUGAGCAAUCGGAUAUGGAGCCUGAGCCGGAAACUGAAGAUGACGCCGAUGAUGAUGAUGAUGAGAGUUUUGAAUAUCCUGCUGCUAAAAAGACCAAAAAUAAGGCAAGCAAAGAGAGUAAAUCGCAUACUAAAUCUAGUACUACCGCUGGGCAUAAGAAAAAGACUACACCAAAUAAAUCAAAUCAGAAGCAGUACACAUCCAACAAGCAUCAAAAGGGUAAAUGCAAGAGCAGCAAAUCGAAGGCAAAGUCUAAAACGGCACAAGCCAAUAGCGAUUGCGAGAGUGACAGUGAAACAGAGAAGCUGCUAAAGAAAAAAUCAAAUGUCAAUAAGGAUAUGCCACCACCAGCCGUGGAUGCGCUUGCCGCAUCGGCUUCUGAGUUGGAGGAGGAGGUAAUCGAUGACGAUGAUGAUUCGCGUUCGCGCAGUAUGUCACCGUUUAAGGUGGAUCUGCAUAAGAAAUAUUCCAAAAGUGCACUUAACGAUGAUCUCUGCGAUUUACUGACAACAGUCAAAAAAGUCCCCGGCAGCACAACGGCAAUAAAUUCGAACCAAAAGCAUACCGCGGUUAUUGACGAUGAAGAGGAUGAUUUCAAGUCUUUAUCUAGUCGUAGCUCAACUCCAGUACGUGGCUCCAGCGAGGAGCGCAAGACACAAAGCGCACCUAAGAAGAAUGUACGUAGUACGAAAAAAGAUGAGCCACAAAGUAAAAGUGGAGCGACAAAUGCUAGUAAAAAGAACGCCGAAAUUGAUGAAGCGGCGGCGGCAGAGGCAGCAAAACAAGCCGAGUUGGAGAUGUUGUUGCCUUUCUUGGAUAAAUAUGAGCUGAUUAAGUAUCGACGUAGUCGAGCGAACAAUUUGCAACAGACCGCAGCACAGAAUACAGUUGAAGAUGGCCAGAAAAGUGGGCGAGGUCGUUCGAAAGAAAGCGCUGCCAAGAAGAAGGACACAGCCAAAGCUGUAGAAAAAUCAGUUGACAAGACCAACGGAGAAAAUGCUAAGCCGCGCAAAAACAAUAAGAAAGCCAAAAAGAACACGAGCGCAAAGGAAGUGAAAGAAAUAUCUGACACUGAUGAAAUCAAAACGCCGCCGAAAGAGGAGAAAAGUACGAAAACUGAUGAGAAAACGUCUGCCAAAGCAUUGAAGUUACCUAUGAAAACCGAGAUAGCAGUUGAAGAACACAAUGAUAACCCAGCGAGCAAUAAUAUUUCUCAGAAUAAAAGUGUUAAAAGUAUAGAAAAGAAACCGGUUAUAACGUCGGAUAAACCGGCAUCAAAACGAAAGGAGAAGCCUAAACCGGAACCAACAGCUCCUGUAGUACAAGAGGAAGAACCACCAAAAAAGACCACUGAAAAGCCAGUAGCACCAGUGCCGCCCAAAAAAGCUUUGCAAAAGAAGGCCGCCGCCAGUGCUGCUGCCAACAAGAAGGCUAACAAUAAGCCAACCGGCAGCGCUGUGUCGAAUAAGACGUCUUCCACCAACAUUGAGGCACUAGAUGUCGAAACUGAGCAGACGCUUAAAGACAUCAAUCGUUGGCUGGAGCAUACGCCACGUUUUUCGGAGUUUAGCUCGGCAAGCAACUCGCCUUCACGCUACAAUCUGGAUGAGUUUGAUGCAGCAAUACCCGCCAAAUUAGAACCAGCCGACUUUCGACGUCCAGUACCGAUUGCGCCACCUAAAAUCGAUUUAGUGCCCACGAAGCUUGCAGAUGUUCUAGUUGAUUUAGUGGCCGAUGGUGACGCAGUAGUUGCCGGUGGCCUUAAGAAAGAAGUGAUCUCAGAGUUAAUAACUACCGGCACCGUAGGUAGCGCGAUAGGCGGCACAGCGAGCAGUGUAAGCUCGAGUUGUGGCACACCACCACAUUCGGUAACGUCUGUCAAUUCAGUUGGGAGCACGUCAGCAAAUGCUUCAUCCAAUAACUCGGUUGUUACAGCACCAUCGAUAUCAUCAAUUGCAUCUGCAUCCGCUGCGAAUCAACCUACUUUGCUGAUACCACCACCACCCGCCACAGUUGCGCCAGCCUUGACUGCUUUGGCUCCACCGAAACCCAAAGAGCCCAGCACUACCCAAUUAUUGUUGAAUCCGCCACCUCCGCCACACAUUAAAAACCAAUUGGCUAAGGAAGCCAAGCGAAAAUCGCUGAAAGAGAAGCUGCAAGCGGCUGCCAAUCCACGGCGCAAAGACUUACUGCGCACAAUCGAACGUUUGCAACCGGGAAAAGCCAAAGGUAAUCUUUUGCAGAAUCUAAAUAAACCUGACGAGCAUUUCCCUUUGGGUCCCGUGGCGGCUAAAACGAAAGAAGUGAAAAAUGCGUUGAUUGUAGACACCGGUGAUAAUGCGCCCAAACUAAGCCUGGGUACGGUUAUAAAAACCGAUGACUUUGCCUUGGGGCAAUCACAUAAUUUCAUCGACGAAUUGGCUAGUAAAACUGAGGCAAAAUCAAUGAAUAACACAGAGAAGGAAGCUGAGGAGAAAUCGGGAAAAAGCAGCUCUGCGCUUGAAAUAAUUUCGCCUUUCACACCAAAAGUGCCAGUAACGGCUGCUGCAGAUUCUGAGGUGGCGUCUGAAAAGAAGGCUACUGAAGUGUCUGGCAGCGACUAUACGAAACCUUUUGAAAAACUGUUGGAGAAUAAAUCUGCAGCAAAUGCGGAUUCGGCCAGCGGUGCAGUCGCAAAGGAAAAACCCAAUUUAAGUGCUUGGUUAAAGGCCUUUGGUGUACCAAAGAAAGCUAAAAAAUCGGAGGAGGAAGAGAAGCAGCAACAACAACAGUCAGAUGCCAAUGAAUCGGCCUCCAGUGCAGGUGUUGGUUCCAGCUCGACAAAGUCGAAUGAUGGCGCUGCGUCAGCGUCAAUAUCCUCGACUGGUGCCACCGCUGCAAGUAGAUCUCCCACUUCGACUUCGAUUACCGGUGGUGUCGACUUUUCCUUACCAUCGGCUCCAAGGCAGCGUAAAGCCAGCACUGGUAGCACCAUAUCCGAGCGUUCUUCGUUCAGUCAGGACCCCGAUUCGCCGCGUAUAGCAAUCGAUGAACGUUACGGCUCCUAUGCGGGUGCAAAUUACACUUCGCCAAUUGGUGCUUCACCAAUCGGUGCAUCACCGAUAAUGGUUUCACCGAAACCCGAUGAAAUUACCAAGCCUACCUCACCCUAUCCAUUGAAUGGCGCUAUUAAGGCGGGUUUCUAUCAAGACACCACUACUAAAAGCAGUCCUGAUAAAAGUUGUAGCCCACGUGAAAUGCCUUCACCAUAUCCUCAAUACUCACAACAUAUAUACUCAUCGGCUUCAUCGCCAAAUGUUUCAACACCGGAAUUAAGUGGUACAUCACCGUAUGGUGGUGCAAAUAGUUAUAAUCCAUCUGGUUCUGAAGCUUCCAAAACGCCCGUUUACUCAUCCACCUCACCACUGCCGAACCUCUACGAUCAGUACAAGCAACCACGUUCGCAAGAAUCCGAUUAUAACUCAUCGAUGAGUCCGAGUACGCCAAACCCAAAUUCACCAUAUCAGCAGCCGCAAAGCUCACCAUACACCACGCAGUCGCAUCAAUCACCAUACCACCAUCCGAAUUCACCGUAUCAUCAGCAACAGCACUCACCUUUCCACCAACCGACACACAGCAGCCCAGCACACACAUCAUCCAAUGCAACACCUGCAUUGCCGGUUGGUGCUACCUCGGUCCACUCGCCUCUGCAUCAGCAACCGCAUAGCCCUAUGACUAGUAGUGUAGAUUCUCCUGCUUCGUCUGCUGCCACACAACCGCCUACACCAUUGGCACAUUCUCCGGCUGAUCAACCACAUUCGCCCUACCAACAGCCAAUGAAUUCGCCGUAYCAAUCGCAAGUGCCGCAGCCGCAAAAUCAACCGACUCAGACACAGCAGCAGCAGCAGCAGCAGCAGCAACAACAGGCGCAGCAAAAUGCAAAUGCAAAUGCACUCUCACCAUACAGCCAAAGUAGUAUGAGUCCCUCACCAUAUCAGGCACCUGUCGGCACUCCGGAGUCCUUGAACUUCAAUCAAAUAACACAAAAUGCAGAUGUUGGUAAGGUUGCACCGGUGGCUACGUCCGCACCAGCAGCAGAACCGAGUGUUGCGAACAACAAUACUAAUAAUAACAGCAACAACAUUGGCUCCAAUGUUCCUAGUGCAACGGCGGUGCCGAGUUAUGUGCCAACGCCACAUGACCUCUAUAAUGCUUCGUCACAGCCACAGGCGAUGAUACAACAACAGCAACAACAGCAGCAGCAACAACAACAGCAACAGCAGCAGACGGACAACUUGCGUGCUCUUUACGGCUCCGCACUUAGUUCUGCCGCUGCGUCCAUUUUGGAUGGUGCAAAGCAUACGGAUUGGAGCAUGGCAGGCGUGCAACAGUUGCAGGGCCAAAUGCAGCAACAGCAACAACAAACACAUCAGCAGCAACAACAACAGCUUCUGCAGCAGCAGCAGCAGCAGCAGCAUAAGCAACAGAAUGCUCAACAACAAUUGCAACAACAACAACAACAGUUGCAGCAACCACAAUCUCUGCAACAGCAGCAAUCGCAAACUCUGCAACAGCAACAACCACAAACUCUGCAACAGCAACAACCGCAAACGCAACAACAGCAACCACCAAAGCCGCAAUAUCCUACUUAUGCUCAAUAUCAGUCGAAAGCAGCUGCUGCAGCCGCCGCUGCUGCCGCUUCCACCAACAAAGAAAUGCCCGUUGCAGAUAAGACAGAUGCCGAUAAGCGACAAAACGCCACACUCAGCUACGGUGACAAUUCCGCCAACGAUAUGGUGGCAUUUAUGCAACACAUGCACCAACAAGCGCAGGCACAUAAAAACUCAAUGACUGCCAUAUCGACGGCUACGGCCUCCAGUUCGGCGUCUCAAGCCUCGACCACGGCUCCAAGCACUGCGGCGGUGAAUUCCACAAACACAAACACCAACUCCCUCAAGCGUACAGCUGAAGACAUGCUUGGCAUGGAUUAUAGCGGCACGGGUGCAGGCAGCACAGCCAACAAACUGCAAAAGUGCGACAAUAAUACCGGCUUGCAACAGCAAGUGUCGCAGUUGUCAACGCAGAUUAGCAAACAACAACAAAUGUUCGACAGCUUUUUGGGCGCCAUGCCGUUUGGCAAGCACUUAGGCAGUAUUACGCCGGAUAAGGCGUUCGAAAUGUAUAAUCGUGCGGCAUCGAUGGGGUUUCCCAAAGAUUAUGCAAAGGAUAAUAGCUGUCAAAUGCAACAACAGCAGCAGCAACAUCAUCAACAACAACAACAAUCACAUCAGCAAUCAAAUUCUGCUAGCAGCCAACAGCAACCGCAGCACCACCAGCAGUUGCAACAGCAGAAGCAGGCUCAACAAUUACAACAACAAUCACACAAUCAGCUGCAACAUGGUCAACAGCAACAGCAGAGCCAGCACCAUCAACAGUUGCAACAUAAUCAGCAUGCGCAACAGCAGCAAAGCCAAACCCAACAUUUAUCCAAGUCGGGCAUGGAAAGUAUAACAGCCAGUUUGCUAAAUAAACCCUUAAAUUAUGGGGCGAGUAGUUUACAGCAGCAACAACAGCAGUUAGGCCGUGCUCAGCAAAUAAAUCAGAGUUAUUCAGCACAGGCGCAGCAAUCGCAAGCAUCACAGCCACAACAACAACAGCAGCAACAUAAUACGCAGCAACAUAAUACGCAGCACCAACAGUUGUCUGCUAAAACGGCUGCAUCCACCGCGUCAGCGUCGGUUCCGGGAACAACGCUUGACGCCAGCAACAUGCUGAACAUGUCCAGCCACCAUUUGACGCAUCACCUUUCGGCCUAUAACAAGCCGACGCCACCGCCACCACCAACGCAGACGUACAGCAAUCCGGCUGCCUCAUUGCUGCAUCCUUUGGCCGAGAGUUUAUUCGGCUUGUCGUCGGCCAGCGCCGGUUUUUACGACAAAAAUAUGCCGCCAGCGGCUCACAUGUACAAUGCAGCGGGUGGCGCGAAAAAUCUCACAACUUCGCAGCUGUACUCGAACCCUGCGUCCAUCGCGGCCAUGAGUGCGAGCGCCGCCAGUAUGUACGGCAAUCCGCAGCAACUUUCGGCUGCUGCGGCGGCGUCCAAUACGUACGGUGUGCCGAACACCAAUUCCAGUUGCAGUAACAAUUCCGGCAAUCAGCAGCAACAGAGUGCAACUGCUGUCGCAGAGGCUGCCAAGCCGGUGGCGCCCGUAGUGCAGGCGCCAGCCAAGCGUGGGCGCAAAAAGAAGGCGUCAACGAUUGCCGCAGAGGCGGCAGCGGCAGCUACAGCAGCUGCUAAACUUCAGCAGCAACAACAACAACAGCAGCAGCAACAGCAACAACAGCAGUUGCAGCAACGCCAGCAGCAGCAACAACAGCAAUUGCAGCAACAACAGCAACAUCAGCAGCACCAACAACAACAGCAUCAGCAACAGAUGACGCAAAAUCACCUGCACGCCUCCCAAUACAACACAGCGGCGGCACAUAUGUCGCAAUUGUCCAGCACCGCUUCCAUAGCUUCAGCACAGCCUGCCCACCAAAGUUCCAGCGGAGUGCCUGCACAUUUGCAAGCGCACGCGCAAGCACUCCAACAAGGUUUUCCACUCUACGCUGGCCUAAAAACCGGUGGCGUUGGUUCACCGCUUGCCACGUCUGGCACUUCCAAUUCCGCCGCGGCAGCUGCUACUGGCCAAUCAGCCGCCCACAGCACUGCAACUGCGUCUGCAGCCUCAAAUGUGUCCGCUGCCGGUGGCGUUGAUGUGGCGACGGCAAUUUCGCUGAAGACAUCCGCCGCGGAAGUCACCGGCAUGGUGCCGGGUAGCGCUUUCAAUUUCGGUCCCACACCCGGCACACUCGGUUUAUACGGCGAUCAGGCGGCAGCAGCUGCGGCCAGCAGCUAUCUAGACCAAUUCAGAGACGCAUCAAAUCCAUACUAUAUGCCAACUGCGCCGGCGCCAGCUCAUCGCAAUUCGACUAGUGAUGCUAGUGCUGCGGAGAAAGCGCAAUCAGCACUCAAUUCAGGCGCCACAGCAGCGAGCGUAUAUCCAUUCUUGACAGCGCACACAACACCACGUGCCACACCCUACUCAUUCAUGCAUAAUACGGGCGCCUCACAAUUGGCCGACCCCAAUUCUCAGUUAUAUUCGUCAUAUUUGCGGCGCGAGGACUUUCUCAUGUUCAAUCAAGGUCUAUUGGGACGUGGUGCUGGUGCGGCUGGCUAUGGACAGCCACCGCCGCCAACUGCAUACCGGCCAUCCUCGUUGGGUAUGCCCAAGCCUUAUGACAUCAAUCGUUCGUGGUUUUAGCAGUGUGCCAACAACACCGCCCAAGACGACAUAGCUGGACAGUUGACGAACGCAGCGGCAGCAGCAGCAACAAUGCCAGGCGUAGAAGGCGCAUCCAGCAAUGGCAAUGUAAUGGGCGGACAACAACAACAGCAGCCGCAGUUGGAGCACCAGCAUCAGCAGUUGCAGCCGCAUCAGUUGUGAAGCAUAUUGCCAACGACGCUGGCGUGGCUAAGAUCAGCAACAACCCGCGUGCAUUAUUACGCUACAAAACUAAGUGUUGUUGUUGUGUGUAUGCACAUAUGUGUGUUUAGCACCGUAUGCUUUGCUAACAUGCCAACUAUCAUUACCUUAGGUGCAGCUUUAGUAGUUCUACGACAAGAAUAUAUCAACAUUAAGUCGAUAUGAAUAGUGUAAAGGGAGUGUAAGCUUUGUUGAAGUGUUAACAACUUCGUUUCAUAUAUAUAUAUAUACUACAUUUAUGUCUAACAUAUUGCAAUUAGAUUAGAGCAAAUGCAAAAGCGUUCUAUUAGUUUAGUACAUAUGUUUAUAAUUAAGCACAAAGUCUAUUUAUGCUUUUCUGUAGGUAAGUGUUGACCGGCCGCCCAGUCGUCAACGAAAAUAUUGUUAUACUAUGGUUCCAUUUGGGAUUUGAUAAGUUGGUGAAUUACUAUUGCGUAGUUAAGUUUACUAUUAUGUAAAAUGUUGCUUAUAUUUAAAGUGAAUAGAAAUUCUCGUUUUACGCUAUGCGCUGACUCUAUAAGACAUGUAAGUGUGUGUGAAGCAUUAUAUUAAUGAUUAAUUUUAAACACUCGUAUAAGUAUGCUAUAAGAGCAUAUAUAGCAUAGUCAUUUAAGUUUCAAUACACUGUUGUAACAGUAAGUUUUUAAAUUUGUAUAUAAAUACAUAUGUAAAGUGUAAAGAUAUAUACAUACAGACACAAGAUUUUAUUUAACAAUAUGUAAGUGAAAAAAUUCUACGCAUAUACUAUGUAUUAAGCUAACAGGAGAUUAAGCAAAGCAAAAUAUCACUAUCACUAUCACUACAUAUAUCUUAUGAUUCCUUCAUUAUGCGCUAGUUUCUUCUCAUUCAAUAUUUGUAUAGCUUUAAAUGUAGGCAGGAACUUUGAAAUAAAUGUAACGACUUAUUUCACAAUUUAA